Molecule: messenger RNA, 918 nt
Organism: Necator americanus (New World hookworm)
Lineage: Eukaryota; Metazoa; Nematoda; Chromadorea; Rhabditida; Ancylostomatidae
Exons: 9
Coding region: 1-918 (305 amino acids)
Source: RefSeq, a predicted model, not a curated record
AUGAGUCGCCAUCAAGGACGUUACGUCGAUUCCUUUAGCAUCACCCCAUCGUUUGGUAUGCAACACGGUGGGCAAAGAAGUUCAACGCACGGGGAGCAUCCGCAUUCGCAAAAUUAUCAGCACAGGCAGCAGCAAGAUCCGUAUAGGGGAUCUAACGAGUAUGAUACGUAUACGAAACUCAUAAUAGUUUCUCACGGGGAAACUAUCAAUGAGGUUUUCCCACAAUGGCUGAGACUUGCCUACAAAGCCGGAGAAGAAUAUUAUCAAGCUUACGACUUGAACAUGCCGGUAACCAUUCCUAAGCGUCCUGCUGAACAUUAUCGAUACGAUCCACCGCUUACUGAACAUGGCAAUUUUACCGCGGAGUUCAUAGGGAAAGGAAUAAAACUGGCAGGAUACGAUCCAUACAUGAUUUAUUCCUCACCUGAACUGAGAUGUGUACAAACGGCUGCUGGUAUCUCGCGCGCUGCUGGAGAUGUUCCAAUAUGCAUUGAGCCAGCUCUUGCCGAUUGGGCGCAGCUGGUCCCUGAAGAUUCCUCCAAGAACUGGCUCAGUUUUGACAAGCUUAAAUCAUUUGGAUAUCCCAUCGUUGAAGGAUACAGACCCCAUCUCUCCUCUCUGCCUAAACGUGAAUCGCCAGAAGACUAUCUUCGAAGACUCAGCUCAUUCGUCAAAGAUCUAUCGAAAUCAACAAAUAGAAUGGCCGUCCUCGUUACCAACUCACACGCAAUUGAGGUGGCCAGGAACAAUACAUGGACUACCGCCGAACAGAUUUGCCAGAUCAAGAAGAUGAUUCGCAAUUGCGCUACUUGCGAGGUUGGAGUUGAUUCAAAUAACAGGGUAACUGCGCUCCAACCCAUGAUGCUGCCAUUUACGAAGACUCUCAAGGAGGCUCAAGAAAAGACGAUGGCCAAGUAG